AUGGCAUCUCGGAUUCCCCCGUCUCUUGCUGGAUCUGCGCGCCGCGCUAACAUCUUGAAGACGUGGCGGCACGCGAUUGCAGUGCGCGUGGGACGCUUUAACGAGGUAGAGCAGUGCGCUAUGCGCUCCCCCCGUGCGUCGCUCGGCUUCUCCCCUCUGCGACCCAAGCCCGUGGCUAAGCCGCCCAGCAAGAAGCCCAGGCCCAGGGAUGUGAUGGGUACCGCUGCUGCUGUGAAGCCCAGAACGGUGCAGAGCGGUCAAUCGACCGUCGCAGCUGCAGCAACCAAAGCCACGCCAGCUAAGGUGACGCCAGCAAAGGCGGCGCCUAAGGCGACGCCAGCUAAGGUGGCGCCGGCUAAGGCGACACCUGCAAAGGCGACACCAGCCAAGGCAACGCCAGCCAAGGCAACGCCAGCCAAGGCGACGCCAGCUAAGGCGACGCCAGCUAAGGCGACGCCAGCUAAGCCGACGCCAGCCAAGGCAACGCCAGCUAAGGCGACGCCAGUUAAGGGUGUUGUGGGAGAGAUGGUAGGAGAGGUGGAGGAAUGUGGUGAGCUGGAAUGGGGAGGCAUGGCAUGA
Molecule: messenger RNA, 579 nt
Organism: Closterium sp. Naga37s-1
Lineage: Eukaryota; Viridiplantae; Streptophyta; Zygnematophyceae; Desmidiales; Closteriaceae
Source: the annotation of a GenBank genome assembly